Molecule: messenger RNA, 3432 nt
Organism: Phytophthora sojae
Lineage: Eukaryota; Oomycota; Peronosporomycetes; Peronosporales; Peronosporaceae
Exons: 20
Coding region: 1-3432 (1143 amino acids)
Source: RefSeq, a predicted model, not a curated record
AUGGCGUAUCUCGGCUCCAUCGACCUGGAGCACAGCGCCGGCGUGCGAGAGCCUUCGUUGGCCCAGGCCAGACUGGUGGGGACGGUCGGGGAGGACGGCGGGCGUGAUCUCGCGCUAUUGCAGCGCUGCUGUGGUUGUAUCGUGGCGUCACUGCUCGUAUCUACGGCCAGCGUGUCGGCUCUGGUCGUUGUGGGCAACGAUGUGGCAAGCUACGUCGAGGACGGACCAGAGCUGUGUGUCUCGACGGCACCAUGGCAAGAAGACGAUAGAUACGAUGCGUUUGUGAACGUGGUCGUGCACUACAUCCACAGGAGAUCGGCUCACCGCAGGCAUCAGCGCAGUACCAAGCAGCAGCGUCAGCAACAGCAGGACUUUCACCCCCAGCAGGGACAAGCCUCGUCAUUGCUUGCCGCGUUCCCGCUGCUGACUCCGCAUCCAUCUCUGUCCACCCCGACGCCCCCGCCAAGAGCUCCGUUGCGAUCGCCACAAUCACCAGCUUCUGUCCCGACAAGUCCUCCUAGAUCACCAAGCCCCCCGACAGCGUUUGACCUAACGAGAAUUUCUGGUGUGCUGACAGCGUCUGGUCCAGCGAGGGAUACCAGUUCCCUUGGAGCUCCAUGCUCGUCGAAGUCCGGCAAUCAAGAGAUCGACGCGGUCAGCGCUGCGACGACCAGCCAGAUCAGUGACGACGGUUUCGCUAGCGACGAAGAAUACACGUAUGACGAAGGCGAAGAGAAAGAGGAAGAAGGAGGUGUGCAUGGCGUUAGUGUUCCUAGUCCGGCGAGAGCUCCUAGUCCGGCGAGAGCUCGUCGGACGACGAGUGCUCCUGGCUUGGCGAUAGCUCCCGGUCCACCGAAAGCGGGUAGUCCUCCUGGAGCUCCUAGUCCGCCGAGAGCUUCUAGUCCGCCGAGAGCAGCUAGUGCCCCGACAGCCUCUAGUCCUCCGCCCGGCUCACCAGGAGAGACGACUGACGCUGAGUCCGAGACUGACGAGGACCCGCCGCAAGUUGAUGAAGUACCACCUGAGGAGAGGGCGUAUCCCUACGUGCGCGUAGUUGGUACUGAGCGAAUGACAGAUGGAGAGAUCCGAGCGUGGGUGGAAUGGGAGGACACGCUCGAACCUUUUUCCGCCUUGUACCCUGCGGAUGCACGCGCCCUUGCAAGGUACCUGCGCCGACCACAGCAAAUGCCUAUGUUCAACACCGAGCACAGCGACGGCGUGCGAGAGCCUUCGGUGGAUGAGGACAGACCGGUGGGGAAAGCAGGCGAGGACGAUGGUCGUGAUGUCGCGCUAUUUCAACGCUGCUGUGGUAGUAUCGUGGUGGCACUGCUCGUGUCCACGGCCACCGUGUCGGCCCCGCCACGUCGAGGAGUAGCGUGGAGUGGGCCGAGGAUUGUGUUAUCUGGCAGCACGGAGGCCGAGGCGAUCAACCGAUCGACGCAGUAUCGCGGCUCCAUCGUCCUGGAGCACAGCGACGGCGUGCGAGAGCCUUCGGUGGAUGAGGACAGACCGGUGGGGAAAGCAGGCGAGGAUGAGGGUCGUGAUGUCGCGCUAUUUCAACGCUGCUGUGGUAGUAUCGUGGUGGCACUGCUCGUGUCCACGGCCACCGUGUCGGCCCCGCCACGUCGAGGAGUAGCGUGGAGUGGGCCGAGGAUUGUGUUAUCUGGCAGCACGGAGGCCGAGGCGAUCAACCGAUCGACGCAGUAUCGCGGCUCCAUCGUCCUGGAGCACAGCGACGGCGUGCGAGAGCCUUCGGUGGAUGAGGACAGACCGGUGGGGAAAGCAGGCGAGGACGAUGGUCGUGAUGUCGCGCUAUUUCAACGCUGCUGUGGUAGUAUCGUGGUGGCACUGCUCGUGUCCACGGCCACCGUGUCGGCCCCGCCACGUCGAGGAGUAGCGUGGAGUGGGCCGAGGAUUGUGUUAUCUGGCAGCACGGAGGCCGAGGCGAUCAACCGAUCGACGCAGUAUCGCGGCUCCAUCGUCCUGGAGCACAGCGACGGCGUGCGAGAGCCUUCGGUGGAUGAGGACAGACCGGUGGGGAAAGCAGGCGAGGAUGAGGGUCGUGAUGUCGCGCUAUUUCAACGCUGCUGUGGUAGUAUCGUGGUGGCACUGCUCGUGUCCACGGCCACCGUGUCGGCCCCGUAUCGCGGCUCCAUCGUCCUGGAGCACAGCGACGGCGUGCGAGAGCCUUCGGUGGAUGAGGACAGACCGGUGGGGAAAGCAGGCGAGGAUGAGGGUCGUGAUGUCGCGCUAUUUCAACGCUGCUGUGGUAGUAUCGUGGUGGCACUGCUCGUGUCCACGGCCACCGUGUCGGCCCCGCCACGUCGAGGAGUAGCGUGGAGUGGGCCGAGGAUUGUGUUAUCUGGCAGCACGGAGGCCGAGGCGAUCAACCGAUCGACGCAGUAUCGCGGCUCCAUCGUCCUGGAGCACAGCGACGGCGUGCGAGAGCCUUCGGUGGAUGAGGACAGACCGGUGGGGAAAGCAGGCGAGGAUGAGGGUCGUGAUGUCGCGCUAUUUCAACGCUGCUGUGGUAGUAUCGUGGUGGCACUGCUCGUGUCCACGGCCACCGUGUCGGCCCCGCCACGUCGAGGAGUAGCGUGGAGUGGGCCGAGGAUUGUGUUAUCUGGCAGCACGGAGGCCGAGGCGAUCAACCGAUCGACGCAGUAUCGCGGCUCCAUCGUCCUGGAGCACAGCGACGGCGUGCGAGAGCCUUCGGUGGAUGAGGACAGACCGGUGGGGAAAGCAGGCGAGGACGAUGGUCGUGAUCUCGCGCUAUUUCAACGCUGCUGUGGUAGUAUCGUGGUGGCACUGCUCGUGUCCACGGCCACCGUGUCGGCCCCGCCACGUCGAGGAGUAGCGUGGAGUGGGCCGAGGAUUGUGUUAUCUGGCAGCACGGAGGCCGAGGCGAUCAACCGAUCGACGCAGUAUCGCGGCUCCAUCGUCCUGGAGCACAGCGACGGCGUGCGAGAGCCUUCGGUGGAUGAGGACAGACCGGUGGGGAAAGCAGGCGAGGAUGAGGGUCGUGAUGUCGCGCUAUUUCAACGCUGCUGUGGUAGUAUCGUGGUGGCACUGCUCGUGUCCACGGCCACCGUGUCGGCCCCGCCACGUCGAGGAGUAGCGUGGAGUGGGCCGAGGAUUGUGUUAUCUGGCAGCACGGAGGCCGAGGCGAUCAACCGAUCGACGCAGUAUCGCGGCUCCAUCGUCCUGGAGCACAGCGACGGCGUGCGAGAGCCUUCGGUGGAUGAGGACAGACCGGUGGGGAAAGCAGGCGAGGAUGAGGGUCGUGAUGUCGCGCUAUUUCAACGCUGCUGUGGUAGUAUCGUGGUGGCACUGCUCGUGUCCACGGCCACCGUGUCGGCCCCGGUCGGUCGUAUCAUUCACUGCUAUCCACUGGCAUCGACUGUGGCUUUAGCCACAGGAUCAACCAGGUAA